This is a messenger RNA of Oncorhynchus keta (chum salmon), 6618 nucleotides long. RefSeq names its product anoctamin-4-like. Bases 192 to 3650 code for a protein of 1152 amino acids. Gene Ontology annotation, molecular function: protein dimerization activity; chloride channel activity. The transcript has 29 exons. Gene Ontology annotation, biological process: chloride transmembrane transport. Lineage: Eukaryota; Metazoa; Chordata; Actinopteri; Salmoniformes; Salmonidae. The record is from RefSeq and is a predicted model, not a curated record. Gene Ontology annotation, cellular component: plasma membrane.
AGAAGGACGAAGUCAGGGUGGACGAUACCAGACUGGCAAACUAAAUUAUACAUAAUAAAACGUUAUAUGUCCUGAGUAGUUGUAGGCUAGGUUCUGUAUUUAUUUAUAGUCAUUCAAAUAUUACCUACACGUGUGCUCGAGACAUGUAGGCUGGCUAACAUAUCCCAGGCUUUGAAUUGAACUUGCUGGUGAUGAUGCUCGUGGAUCAUGACUGUUCUGGGACUGAUGUUCGGUUGGUUCGUCAGCUCAACAAGGGUAUGAGGAUUCAACCAGGGAUAUGCAACGGGGGGACCGAGCAGCAACGGGGAUGUAAAACUGGAGACGUCAAUGAACAUAUUGUUUGUCUGCAAUCUCAGGAUGAAACGGGACGGGUGUGUCCUGGAAGCCCAGCACUGGCGACAGACACGCGGCUAUCCUCCUGUUCCACAGCAGACCGUGAACCAAGCAGUGGCAGUUACAACGUCUCCACUGGAACGGGAACCUUUUACAGCUGCGUCAGUCAGAUCACCAUCGGGUUUGAUCUCGGGGGCCAAGUGGCCAUUGGUAUCUCUCAUUGGAACAGUCCAUUCCCUCCCAGAGGUCACCCCCUGUGUGACAGUCCUGAUGGGGUUCGCUCUGAGGCCUCCGCUGCCGCAGCCCCGCAACUCCCUGAGUACCAAGAGCCAGUGUCCUGUCCUGCCUCCCUGUCAAUCAACCCUAUAUCAUCCCACUGCAGCGCCAGCCAGGAGACCAUCAGCGAUAGCAGCACAAGUGUGAGUAUCUCUCUACAUGGGGCUGAGCUCCAGUGGCAGAGCCCCCACAGACGCAGAGUUCUGCGGGCCCCGGCCCCUGGGGUUGAGGCUGCGGAUUUCUCCUUCCCCCCCAACAGGUCGCCAGUCAGAAUGGAGGUGUCCUUGGCUGGGGCUCCUGAUUCCCCCAGCACACAGGACAAUGUGCCACCCCACGUUUUGAAGGAUGUGAAGUUGUUAAUGGAGAGUUUGGAGGGGCUGAGCACUCCGUCCAAAGAUGACGACUCAACCCUGCUUGACCCCGGGACCAGUAGCAUCCUGGACGACAACACCAGGACUGACCCGGAACCAGAGGUAGGGAGAAGUAGGUCCAGUGGCUUGUGCUUCAGCGAUGGCAAGUGCCACAUCGACUACAUCCUGGUUUACAGGAAGUCUGGUCCACAGUCGGAGAAGAGGGAAAUAUUUGAGCGCAACAUCCGGGCCGAGGGCUUGCAGAUGGAGAAGGAGUUGUCUGUGUGCAACAGUGAUGUGAUCUUCCUGAAGCUGCAUGCUCCCUGGGAGGUGCUGUGUCGCUACGCAGAGCUUAUGAACAUUCGGAUGCCGUUCAGGAGGAAAAUCUAUUACAUGCAUCGACGGUACAAGUUCAUGAGUAGGAUGGAGAAGAGAAUCAACAGAUUUCGAGGAUGGCUGCCUCGCAAACCCAUGAAGUUUGACAACAACACCCUCCCUGACCUGGAGGAGAAUGAAAGCUUUACCGCCCCCUUCAGUCGCUCCAGAAUACAUCAUUUCACCAUUCACAACAAAGACACGUUCUUCAACAACGCCACCAGGAGUCGCAUCGUCCAUCAUAUCUUGCAAAGGGUCAAAUAUGAGGAGGGCAAAGACAAAAUGGGGCUGAAUCGUCUUUUGAGCAAUAGUUCAUACGAAGCAGCUUUUCCCCUUCAUGAGGGGAGCUACAGAAGUAAGAACUCCAUCCGGACGCAUGGGGCAGAGAACCACAGACACUUGCUGUAUGAAUGCUGGGCCUGGUGGGGUGUGUGGUACAAGUACCAGCCACUGGACCUCAUAAGGCGGUACUUCGGGGAGAAAAUUGGUCUCUAUUUUGCCUGGCUGGGUUGGUACACUGGGAUGCUGUUCCCUGCGGCGCUGGUUGGGCUCAUGGUCUUCCUCUACGGCUGGUUCACCCUAGACCACUGCCAGGUCAGUAAAGAAAUCUGCCAGGCCACUGACAUCAUCAUGUGCCCCAUAUGUGACGAGUACUGCCCCUACCUGAGACUCUCAGACAGCUGCAUCUAUGCCAAGGUCACCCAUCUUUUUGACAAUGGAGCAACAGUUUUCUUUGCUGUAUUCAUGGCUGUGUGGGCAACCGUGUUUCUCGAGUUCUGGAAGAGGCGCCGAGCGGUCCUUGCAUAUGACUGGGACCUAAUUGACUGGGAGGAAGAGGAGGAGGAAAUCCGUCCCCAGUUUGAGGCCAAAUAUUCAAAAAAGGAGAGGAUGAACCCCAUAUCUGGAAAACCUGAGCCGUACCAGGCCUUUACAGACAAGUACAGCCGACUCAUCGUCUCAGCUUCUGGAAUCUUCUUUAUGAUCCUGGUGGUGAUCGCUGCCGUCUUCGGCAUCGUGAUUUACCGCGUGAUCACAGUCAGCACUUUUGCCGCCUUCGGCUGGGCUCUCAUCAGGAAUAACUCUCAGGUGGCCACCACCGGCACAGCCGUGUGCAUCAACUUCUGCAUCAUCAUGCUCCUCAAUGUGUUGUAUGAAAAAGUUGCCCUUCUGCUCACCAAUUUAGAGCAGCCGAGGACUGAGUCCGAGUGGGAGAACAGCUUCACCCUGAAGAUGUUCCUGUUUCAGUUUGUCAAUCUUAACAGCUCUACCUUCUACAUAGCUUUUUUCCUUGGCAGGUUCACUGGCCGGCCAGGAGCCUAUAUCCGCCUCAUUAACCGUUGGAAACUGGAAGAGUGCCAUCCCAGUGGUUGUUUGAUAGAUCUCUGCAUGCAGAUGGGUAUCAUCAUGGUGCUCAAGCAGACCUGGAACAACUUCAUGGAGCUGGGCUACCCGCUGAUCCAGAACUGGUGGACGCGGCGAAGGCUGAGGCAGGAGCACGGCCCCAACGCCAAGGCCAGCUUCCCACAGUGGGAGAGGGACUACAACCUGCAGCCCAUGAAUGCUUACGGACUGUUUGACGAAUACCUGGAGAUGAUCUUACAGUUUGGCUUCACCACCAUAUUUGUGGCAGCUUUCCCCCUGGCCCCGCUCCUGGCCCUCCUCAACAACAUCAUCGAGAUCCGCCUGGACGCCUACAAGUUUGUCACCCAGUGGCGGAGACCCCUGCCCUCUCAAGCCAAAGACAUAGGGAUCUGGUACGGCAUCCUGGAGGGCAUCGGUAUCUUGUCCGUCAUCACCAACGCCUUUGUCAUCGCCGUCACCUCCGACUUCAUCCCACGCCUUGUCUACGCAUACAAGUACGGCCCGUGUGCCGGGCAGGGCCGGGCCGGGGAGAGGUGCAUGAUGGGAUAUGUAAACGCCAGUCUAUCGAUGUUCAGAGUGUCUGAUUUUGAGAACACUUCGGUGCCCAGGACAGAUGGAUCGGAUAUGUUUGGAGAAGCAGUGAAGUACUGCAGGUACCGUGACUACAGAGAGCCCCCGGACUCGCCCGGUGAACCAUACUCCUACACGCUGCAGUUCUGGCAUGUCCUGGCCGCACGGCUGGCCUUCAUCAUAGUCUUCGAGCACAUGGUUUUCACCAUCAAGAACCUGAUCGCCUACCUGAUCCCAGACCUGCCCAAGGACCUGCGGGACCGCAUGCGGCGGGAGAAGUACCUGAUCCAGGAGAUGAUGUACGAGGCCGAGCUAGAGAGACUGCAGAAGGAGAAGAACGAGAAGAAGAAGAAUUACAGGGCCCAUCAUAACGCAUUGCCCUGAAUGCACAAACAGGUCAUACUGGUGUCCAUUUCUGCUCGGUGGUGUUGGGAGUGGGAAUGACAGAGAACUGGCUGCAUGCACGCCAGGGACUGUCCUGCCUGUCUGCGUCUCCCACUGGACCAGGUGAGCGCCCCCAAGAGGACCGUCAGCAUGCUCCUCACCAUGGUGUUCAAACGUACUGUACGUCAUUCUGAAUCCGAGAGGCCAGUGGGUGAGGGGGAAAAAGAGGACAUACAUUGGAACAUUUGACAAUGGGUUUACUACUUUUUUCCAGAUUGCUCCUUCUACUUUGGACUCACAACUGUACAUUUCUUCAAAACCUGAAUGUAGAUUUCAAAGAAACACAAAAACAAUCUUUUGCAGUUCUAUUGUCACAACUUAAAAAAAUAUUCUGUCAUCCGUGCAGUUGAAUGACAAACCCUGUUUACAAUCCUAGCCUUUUUAUUUUGAGGACAAAACUCAUGAGAAAUCAUGAUCAAUUGCUUUCACAAGGUUGUGAACCUUCAGCCAUGUUCUCUGCUUACAUUGUGUGCUGCAAUAAGAUGUUAUUUUGAAACGAUGUUCCAUCAGAUCUGUGUUAGUGGACAGACUGCUCAAACAUCCAAUGCCUUCCUUUACAAUGGAUACUAACAACAAGACUAAUAAAAAAUCAUAUUUAUUACAAACCGGUUUUGUAAUUGUCCCAUGUGCACUUUGAUGUCAUUUUAAAACCAUCUCAACAUGUUUCCAUCUGACAGAAUGUGCCACUAUGAGAAUCUCCAUGGAGGUUAGCACAUCCUUAGCGGGUAGGUCAGGUUGUCAGAACACAGUAUGCAUCACUAACACUGAUGUCUCCUCCAGCUCGUUUAGAGGCUGCCCACCAAGUAACUGUAACUGCAGCCACUAUCUAUCUGCCUCUAGUGUCUAGUGUGGUAACACCUGAUUCCACUCUGCAGUUCCCUACUUGGCCACCAAGGGGCUCCAAUACACCUAUUUUCUGAUGCAGCCACAGGCCUCCAAACAAUGAGAGAGAGAGAGAAGGGAGGUCAGGUGUCCAAAGAUAAACACAGUCAUGUUCUGCUGAUACUUUGAAGCUGAGAAGUAUCUUCAUUUAUGUUUAUUUUAGGGGAAAUACAAUGAUGACGGUGACAUUGUAGAGUGUUUUUGUGCUCCUGGUGGAAUUCUUGUUUGGUUUACACCAUUAUUGGUAUAAAAUAUCUGUCAAAUACUUCAAGCUUGGAAGCUUUCUCCUGUACAUUUAUAUAAUAUCAAUACACAUUUUGCCAAGGGCAACAGUUGGUUCCCCAAGCACCGCCUCAAUAUCGACCACUUUCUUUCAUAUCCAUAGGAAUUGUCAGACUUCUGACGCUAUUAUUAUUAUUAUUAUUUAUUUUUUUUCACCUUUAUUUAACCAGGUAGGCUAGUUGAGAACAAGUUCUAAUUUGCAACUGCGACCUGGCCAAAAUAAAGCGUAGCAAUUCGACACAUACAACAACACACAUGGAAUAAACAAACACAACAGCCUAUCAAGGUGAACUAGCUUGUUAUCCCUUUCUGUGAUAGGUAACACUUACAUUAAGGAUAAGAUGUAAUUUAACUGAGGAUAAUUGAUGUAAGAUGUAAUUUAUUCAUGAUUGAGGUUCAGGAGUCGUAUAAGACAAAACAAGAAGAUGGCUGAAGUGGCCAGUCAAGGUCGUGUUGGCACACAGAGCACACUGAAAGGGCUUUUUCAGCAGCAACCACAGGGCUGGAUUCAAGCAGAAAUUGCAUGUUCCUGUUUGAGCACAAAAUACACAAAUGUUGGGGGGAAAUGUCUUGGCUGAAUGUCAUUGAAGAGAGACAGCAUUUUGGUUGGAAGUUGAUUGUCCUGAUAACAGAAUCACAACCAUCUUGCAACUCUCUUGACCCUGGAAGCCUGAGAAAAGGGCUUUGUAAUGCCACUGGGAAGUUCCAAACCAUUCUGUAUGUUAUAUGAAAACCACUUUUACAGUAUGUUGUCUAUGGUCAUAUUGUGUGAGCAUUAUAAAGCCAUUCUGAGGUUACAUAGAGUAUCCCUUCUUAGUCUAACGGUCUGACCUUGACUGGAACUGAUACAUGUGGAGCUGGAAGCUGUUGGAAAUCACAUCAGCAUCUGAGUCAUUGAGAUGUAGCUUCCUUAAUAAUACAUGGAUGUACUAAUCAUCUAAUAACCACCGUUUCCAGAAGGGUGUCUUUCUACAUUGUUUUUAGCUUUAUAACUUUUCCAUAUUAUUCCUUUUUCUAUAUUCAAAAUGCUUAAUCCUCCUGACCCUUGCAAAAUGCUUGUAAUCUGCAGUACAGAUGUAAAAACAAAAUGCUUGUACAUGAUGCACAUCACUGCAAAUUGGAGGCUGCAAGUUCUAUGUAGUCCAGUGCCCUGUCCUUCAGGUUGGUUACUGUGGUGUGGUGGAGGAGUUAGCGCAGGGUGCACAUCCACAUGUGAACUUUCCAUUUUGAUGAUUAAAAACAGGAGAGGGGAAACAUGGCGUGUUUGUUUUCUAUUAAGGCAAAUUUUCUCCUCUAAGAGGAUUAUCCCUGACACCGGCUUUGAGUUGCGUAAGGCUAUCCUGGCAAUCUGCAAUCAUAUCAGCCAUGGCCUCGUAUCCUGUAUUUUGGCAGCUAUGUCAAAUAGAAUGAAUGAAUAGAUUAUAUUUCUAUGUCCAGGCUACUGUCUGAUGGGGAUGUAAAACUUCAUUUUAAUUUUCAUCCAUUUCGUUCAGACCGGUGACCAGUGUUCCUUGACCCGUCUGGGUUUUUUUUUCUUCAAAUGUGUAUCCCUCUCUAGUCUUUUUAAUCAAUCCAUUCUAACUCAUUUUCUAAUACUUUUUCACGCAGGACUACUCUGUCUGCCUCUCCAGUCUGUCUCAGCCACGAUUCAGACAUCAAACACAAUGCCUCAUAAUGUUAUACCCAGACUUAUUGGUGUUCAAUAACAUUUAAUAUGAGUUCUCAAAUAUAGACUUUCAGAUUU